UGAGGCCUGACCGGGCAGGUGGCGGAGGCAGGAAGAUGGCGGAGCUGCGCGCGCUCGUGGCAGUCAAGAGGGUCAUCGACUUCGCCGUGAAGGGCGAGUUACCGUCGCUAUUUCUUAACGUGCUGGAGGAGUCAGUCAUGUUCCCCGUUUAACCCAUGGAGAAACUGAGGCACAGAGAGGUCACAGAGCCCUGAAGGGGCAGAGCCGAAAUUGCUGUCCAGGUCCAAGUCCGCACCCCAACGAGCGCUUUGCACACAAGCCACGCUUUCGCCCACUAGGCUGCACUGCAAACUCCAUCAACUCUUACAAUACAGGAAACGUGCUGUAAUGGAGCUCAGACAGGGUGCUGGGGGAACCCAGAAGCUCCGUUCCACCCCACAAAGCUACAGGAUCCGGGUGAAGCCAGACAAGACAGGUGUGGUGACGGACGGAGUGAAGCACUCCAUGAACCCCUUCUGCGAGAUCGCCGUGGAGGAGGCCGUGCGGCUCAAAGAGAAGAAGCUGGUGAAGGAGGUCAUUGCUGUGAGCUGCGGGCCCUCCCAGUGCCAGGAGACCAUCCGCACUGCUCUGGCCAUGGGCGCAGACCGAGGCAUUCACGUGGAGGUGCCAGCUGCAGAGGCGGACCGCCUCGGUCCCCUGCAGGUGGCCCGGGUGCUGGCCAAGUUGGCAGAGAAGGAGAAGGUGAACCUGGUCCUGCUGGGCAAGCAGGCCAUUGAUGAUGACUGUAACCAGACAGGGCAGAUGACAGCUGGAUUUCUGGACUGGCCACAGGGCACCUUCGCCUCCCAGUUGACGCUGGAAGGGGACAAGUUGAAAGUGGAGCGGGAGAUUGAUGGGGGCCUGGAGACCCUGCGCUUAAAGCUGCCUGCUGUGGUGACCGCUGACCUGCGGCUCAAUGAACCCCGAUAUGCCACGUUGCCAAACAUCAUGAAAGCCAAGAAGAAGAAGAUCGAGGUGCUCAAGCCCGGGGACCUGGGCGUGGACCUGACCUCUAAGAUCUCUGUGGUUAGUGUGGAAGACCCACCCCAGCGCACGGCUGGUGUCAAGGUGGAGACCACGGAAGACCUGGUGGCCAAGCUGAGGGAGAUCGGGCGGAUUUGAGCCACUUCCAUGAAACCUGACAAUAAAACUAUGACUCUCGA
Messenger RNA from Artibeus jamaicensis (Jamaican fruit-eating bat), 1142 nucleotides. RefSeq names its product electron transfer flavoprotein subunit beta (gene ETFB). NCBI's taxonomy places the organism in Eukaryota, Metazoa, Chordata, Mammalia, Chiroptera, Phyllostomidae. Gene Ontology annotation, molecular function: electron transfer activity. The coding region runs from base 328 to 1101 and encodes 257 amino acids. Gene Ontology annotation, cellular component: cytosol. The record is from RefSeq and is a predicted model, not a curated record. The transcript has 7 exons.